GAUGUAAUCAAAGAAGAGGUUUCCUUCUCUCUUCUCUCUUCACAUGCACAGAAAGAGAAGGAACGAGAGAGAGAGAGAGAGAGAGAGAGAGAGAGAGAAACAAGAGGGAAUGUGCCAAAAAGAGAAAGAAGAGAAAGAAGAGAAAGGGCAACAGGACUUGAAGACAGUCUGAGAAGAGAGAGAGAGAGGGAGGGAGAGAGAGAGAGGGAGAGAGAGAAAGAGUGAGGGUGGAAGCUGCCAAGAGCAGUGAAAAAGCACAAGGCCAGGAAAGGAAUUCUCUUCAUCAUGGGCAAAUCAGCCUCAAGGAUAUUCUGUGAGGAGGUGCUGAAGUCUCAUAAUGAGUACAGAAAGAAGCAUCAAGCACCGCCAUUGAAGCUCAGCAACAAACUUUGCAGAGAGGCGGCGAGAUAUUCAGAGAGUUUGGCUAGCACCAGGAUUUUAAAGCAUAGUGUUGAAUCGAGUAGAGGAAACUGUGGAGAAAAUCUAGCCUGGGCGUCUUAUGAUCAAACAGGAAAGGAUGUGUCCGAUCGCUGGUAUAAUGAGGUGAACCAGUACAACUUUAACCAGCCUGGAUUCUCCUCUGGAACCGGUCACUUCACUGCGAUGGUGUGGAAGAGCUCAAAGAAGCUGGGUGUUGGUAAAGCUGUUGCAUCCGAUGGCUCCACAUUUGUGGUGGCUCGCUAUUUUCCUGCUGGUAAUAUCACUAAUCAGGGCCACUUCCAAGCUAAUGUCCUGCCUCCAAAGAGCUGAUCCUGGAAUGGUUGUGGAGCUAGAGGUCAGAGGUCAUGGGCUCUUAGGGCGAAUUGGACAAAGGUCUGAAAGCCCUAUAGGGCUAAGCCUUAUCAAACACACUGACACCUUACAGUUUGGUUGGCCUUAAAAUGUUACAAUUUUUUUUUUAAUACUAAGCUUAGUCUAUGUUCAGAGAUAAACCUGAAAGUUGGAAUAUCUUCAGAGCAUUGUAAGAUCAUUGAGCUCAUAUAAGUGCCUAGGUAUGUAACUAGACAUGUAAGUUCAGACAUGUAAACCCCAGUGCUCACACACACUGGCUCUUGUAUUAUUGCUAAAGGGAAAAGUCUAAAUGUCCUCAUAAGAGUGGCACAGUAUCACAGCCUAACACCGACUAAGAACCUGGGAUGUUUUAAAAUGUUGUCUGCUUUACUUUAAAGAAAAAGCCAGUGAUUUGUCUAUAUUGUUUCACAGUUGUGGUUUGGAUGACCUACAGAAGUAAGCAUUUAAACUGUUUAAAACUUGUCUGUGUGAGCUUGCCUCUCAACUUUACAUUUCAUUAAUAACACAACAGUAGUGGUUUGUUAUAUAUCUAGUGUUAUUUUGAAGCAGAGUUUUUAAUAGCCAGGACUAUUCUCUGACUAGUGUAACCUCACAGUUAACUUCUACAAUUCACCUUUUGAUGGAGCUCUUCACUCAUCGUCUGAGAUGAAUCUCCCAGCCUGUCUACUUCACACCAAAAUACUUUGAUCUGUACCCAAUAUAACCUCUUGGACCUCUGGUGUAGUAUUAUGAAUAAACCAUAUCUUUUAUAAA
Pangasianodon hypophthalmus (striped catfish) is the source of this 1545-nucleotide messenger RNA. It is a transcript of the gene glipr2l, whose product is annotated as GLI pathogenesis-related 2, like. Bases 286 to 750 code for a protein of 154 amino acids. The record is from RefSeq and is a predicted model, not a curated record. Gene Ontology annotation, cellular component: extracellular region. Lineage: Eukaryota; Metazoa; Chordata; Actinopteri; Siluriformes; Pangasiidae. The transcript is spliced from 6 exons.